Molecule: messenger RNA, 1938 nt
Organism: Ornithorhynchus anatinus (platypus)
Lineage: Eukaryota; Metazoa; Chordata; Mammalia; Monotremata; Ornithorhynchidae
Product: flavin-containing monooxygenase 5-like
Exons: 9
Coding region: 284-1888 (534 amino acids)
Molecular function (GO): flavin adenine dinucleotide binding; NADP binding; N,N-dimethylaniline monooxygenase activity
Source: RefSeq, a predicted model, not a curated record
CGGGCUCCACCUUGGGAUCGAGACCCUCGAUGGAUGAGGGAGUUUAAUCCUCCCGGGGCAAGGCUCACAGAGGAGCUCCAGAGAGACACGGCCGGGGGCCGUGGAACGGCCGCCUGAGUGGGGAGGGGGCCGAAGCCCGGGCUCCGACCCCUGCCCGAAGACGACAGACCCCUCCACCCCAAGAAAGGGGUAGCGAUCAACUGGGGGUGAGACUCCGCUCGCUCGCUCUGACCCAAGUCCCCUUCUGGGUUCCAACGGAGAGCCGUCAUCUACGAAGGUGACCAUGGGCCAGAAGAAGGUGGCUGUGAUCGGAGCCGGGAUCAGUGGGCUGGGGGCUAUCAAGUGCUGCCUGGAGGAGGGGCUGGAGCCCACCUGCUUUGAAAAAAGCGAUGACAUCGGGGGUCUCUGGAGAUUCCGGGAGAAGACGGAAGACGGGGCCCCCAGCAUCUACCGGUCCGUGACCAUCAACACGUCCAAGGAGAUGAGCUGCUUCAGCGACUUCCCCAUCCCGGACCAUUUUCCCAACUACAUGCACAACUCCCAGCUCCUGGAGUAUUUGCGGAUGUACGCCACGCACUUUGACCUCCUCAAACACAUCUCUUUUCAGACCGAGGUGGUCAGCGUGAGGAAGCGGCCGGACUUCCCUUCCAGCGGCCAGUGGGACGUGACGACGGAGGCCGCCGGGAAGAAAGAGUCCCACGUCUUCGACGGGAUCCUGGUCUGCAGCGGGCACCACACCGAACCCCACCUGCCGCUGGACUCCUUCCCCGGAAUCAACAGGUUCAAGGGUCACUAUUUCCACAGCCGGGAGUAUAAGAGUCCCGAGGAGUUCGCGGGGAAGAGGGUCGUCGUGAUCGGCGUGGGGAAUUCUGGGGCCGACGUGGCCGUGGAACUGAGUCACACGGCCAAACAGGUGUUUCUCAGCACAAGGCAAGGAGCUUGGAUCUGGAAUCGGGUUUGGGACGCAGGCUAUCCCAUGGACACCGUCCUCUUCACUCGCUUUAACGAGGUGCUCAAGAAGACCCUCACCACGUCCAUGUUGAACGACUGGGCCGAGAACAAACUCAAUUCGAGGUUUGACCACGCCAACUACGGCCUGCAGCCUCAGAAAAGGUUUCUAAACUCCCAGGUGAGCAUCAACGACAACCUGCCCAAUCACAUCAUCUCCGGCCGGAUCGUGGUGAAGCCCAACGUGAAGGAAUUCACCGAGUCGGCCGCCGUCUUCGAAGACGGCAGCGCGGAGGAGCCCGUCGACGUGGUCAUCUUCGCCACCGGCUACACGUUCUCUUUCCCUUUCUUCGAAAAGCCCGCGGAGGUCAUCGACGACCAGGUGUCCCUCUUUAGCCGGGUCUUCCCUCCGACCCUCGAGAGGCCGACGCUGGCGUUCGUCGGCCUGGUCCAGCCCGUGGGGGCCCUGAUCCCAACGGCGGAACUGCAGAGCCGCUGGGCCACCCGGGUGUUCAAGGGGCUGUGCAAACUACCCUCCGCAGAAGACAUGAUGGUUGACAUCGCCCGGAAGAGGGAGGCCAUGGAAAAAAGGUUCGCCCAGAGUCCCCGCCACUGUCUCCAGGAGGAUUACAUUAAAUACAUGGACCGGCUGGCCUCCCUGGCGGGCGUGAAGCCCAGCCUGCCGUCUCUCCUCCUCUCGGACCCCAAGCUGGCGAGGGAGGUCUUCUUCGGCCCCUGCACGCCUUACCAGUAUCGGCUGCAGGGCCCGGGGAGGUGGGCCGGAGCGAGACGAGCCAUCCUGACCCAGAGAGGACGCAUCCUUAAACCCCUGAGGACCGGCCCCGUCAGGAGCGGCCCCAACCUGUCGCGGUGGCCGUCUUGGUUUAUGUGCCUGUGUGUCGGAGCGGGCCUGCUGCUCUUCGUCCGGUCCUGCUGCUAAGCGUUGUCGGGGGUUCUCAAGCGGGGAAAGGAUCCACUUCCUGACCCUGA